CUUCAAGUCGUCACGAUUCCUGUCAUGCCGACUCCAUCCUCCACAAGUCCAACUAAUGGAACGAAGCCAAACUGACGGUAACACUACUCCUCGGACCAAAACCCACCGAACCACCACUUCCUGCGGGGAAACCUGCGGCAAGGUUUGUGCAUGGCAUGACUGCAAUCCGAUCUACAGAAUACGGGGUCCCCAACCUUUGGCCCGCUUUUCAGCUUCAUCAUACCCCGGAUUGGUCCUUGUUGCUCGGCCAUCCUCCGAGUCAGUGUUGACGUCCUACAACUACAUCCUCGGCUUCUCGCCGUGCAUUUAUAUAGCUGCACACGGGGUGUUUGCUACGGUGAAGGGUUGAGCAUGCGCGACACUCAUCCUUUGUUAGCUUUUUUCUCUCCUAUCCAUCCAAAAUGGCUGUCUGGUAUGCUUUUGGCGUGGCUAUGUUCGCUGCCAUUGGAACUUUCUUGUUUGUAAGGGAUUCGACACAGGCAUUGCCACGACAAGUGAGAAAACUUCAGUCAUACAACCUUCUCCGCAUUAGCUAAC
Messenger RNA from Aspergillus saccharolyticus JOP 1030-1, 537 nucleotides. RefSeq lists its product as uncharacterized. Lineage: Eukaryota; Fungi; Ascomycota; Eurotiomycetes; Eurotiales; Aspergillaceae. The coding region runs from base 56 to 349 and encodes 97 amino acids. The record is from RefSeq and is a predicted model, not a curated record. The transcript is spliced from 2 exons.